Molecule: messenger RNA, 3558 nt
Organism: Aspergillus sclerotioniger CBS 115572
Lineage: Eukaryota; Fungi; Ascomycota; Eurotiomycetes; Eurotiales; Aspergillaceae
Exons: 1
Coding region: 1-3558 (1185 amino acids)
Source: RefSeq, a predicted model, not a curated record
AUGGCCGAUCUCAAGCGCCUAGCUCUUGGUGUGACUGUUUCCCUGGGCACCCUCUACGAUGCUCGAACAGAUGCCUUCAUCUCCCUCUCCUUGUUCAACGACACCCCACCGCCAGAAGCCAUCAAGGUGAUCGACCACCACCAUAGUGAGGUCAAGUUUGGACAGUCGGAGUCGUACCGCAAGAAGUUUGAGAAUAUGAACAUGUCUGCAGAUCUCAGUGCAAGCUUCCUGGUCGGCAUGGUCCAAGUCAACGGUUCCGGCAGUUACCUCAACAACACUCUUAUCAGUAAAAAGCUUACAGAAUCCUCGCUGUUUUACAACAUCACAACAAGGGCCGAGACAGUCUCCCUAACCCAUGAAAGCCUGAGGGGAAUGUACGCGUUCAAUGAGAUUGACUCAUCGUUGGCAACACACUUCGUGGUGGGUAUUGUCUAUGGUUCCAACAGCAUCGUCACCUGCCGUAGCACAAAUACGGAGCACGGGGACUCCACCAAGAACCAAGUUCGCCUGAGGACGGCCCUCGAAAAACUCUGGUCAAUGACGGUGGAUGAAACUGCGGAUACAAGCAGUAUUGACGAUGAAGAGGAGUCGGAGUUGGAGUUCAGCGUUUUUGGAGACGCGCUGAUUGACGAUGUGGUUCUGCCACAAAACUUUCGAGGCACGCUCCACUUCAUGAAGAAUGUGCCCAGGUACAUCCAAAACACCAACGGUGGGAAGGGCAAGCCGAUUGUUUACAGACUGCUUCCGAUUGGAGCCUUGGAGUACAUGGGGACAGGUGUCGAAAUAAUUGGAAACGGCCAACUGCAUGCCGUGAGCCGGGAUUAUAUGGAAAGGUUCGUGGAGCUUUUCGACGAAAUUGAGGACAUCAAACGUGUCUUGAACGACUAUAAAGUGUUCGUAUACUGUCACAGACACUGCGUUCCGGACCAACAUUUGCGUCAAGUUAUCUACAACCAGCGUGAAAUACGCUGUCGUCAAGACUGCUUGAAAAGUGCAUACUCGGAAUUGCUUAGGACCGUUCGAGGGGGUACGGAGUCGCCAGAGAAACUCUCUGCACUGCAUGCAUGUUUACUUGAGGGAAAUGACGCCAUUGUCCGCCUGGCCGACGUGACAAACGAGUACAGGGAUAAGAUUGACUUCAUUGAUACUUUGGUAGGUAAUGGCGCGAGAUACAUUCGCGGGCAUGAUCCCUUCCUCGACACAGAGGUAGCAUGGGCUGGAGAUGAGGACGUAUUCGCCUUCUACUUCACAGAAUCGUCUCGGAAAAACUGUGAAUAUUGGACUAGUCUGUUUGCCGUACUUGAAGAAAUUGUUCGAUCUGAGUGUCCUAGGGCCUCUGUGUUGCUCGUCGACGAGGAAGGUGGUGACCCUCCUCGAUCAAAUCCGAUUAUCGUGCAUUAUCGCCAUGGAAUCACGAUUGUCCCAGAUGUUUACCAAGAACGCAAACUUUUCGGGGAGAAAUGCCUCAUGCGUUACAACCCAGAAAAGCUGGAGCGAACCGCCAUGAACAGACCAGUUGGGCGAAGACUUGUGAAAACCCCCUGCCCGGGUCCAUAUUGCAGCCAAAACGAAGUGCUAGAGUGGAUUUGCCGUGGGUGCCAGGCAUUGGCACAGUAUGGCCAUACGGACUCUUACAUCUACUGUGACUGUGGGCGCACCACAUACACCGAGUUCGAGUUCCGUUGCAACAGCCCUAGGCAUGGCGGUGCGUAUGCGAAGUAUGAUCCUACUAAGUUCAAGCAAUAUAUGGACCAAGUAGAGCCACUUCCGGAGCUAAAUGUUCUGAUUUUGGGUGAAACUGGCGUCGGUAAAUCGACAUUUAUCAACGCGUUUCUGAAUUACCUUCUAUAUGAAACGCUGGACGAUGCUUUGGACGCGGAGUCGUUGAAUUGGCUCAUUCCAUGUUCAUUUUCCACCCAGAAUUCCAGUCCAGACGACCCCAGAGGAGAGAUUAUCGAGACCAAGGUUGAGGUUGGAAUGAGCGAUGACGAGCACAGCGCCUUAGAUGGGCAAUCCGCAACGCAAACCACAGCGAUUUACCCAUUCCAACUGGGUGACGUGACGGUACGAUUGAUAGACACCCCAGGUAUUGGCGACACUCGUGGGGUAGAACACGACAAGAAGAAUAUGGCUAACAUUCUUGCUGUGUUGUCAAACUUUGACAAAAUACAUGGCAUUGUUGUUCUCCUAAAGCCGAAUGCAUCCCGUCUGACGACCGUGUUCCGGUUCUGUAUCAAGGAGCUGCUUACGCACCUCCAUCGCGAUGCCAGUCAGAAUAUGGUUUUCGGGUUUACCAACACGCGCGGUUCAAACUACAGACCAGGGGACACAUUUACACCCCUGAAAAUUCUCCUCGCAGAGUAUAGGGAUUUCGGGCUCGGUCUCUACAAGCAUACCGUGUAUUGUUUUGAUUCCGAAAGUUUUCGCUAUUUGGCAGCCUACAAACAAGGCAUCAACCUCGGCAAUAGAGUGCAAUAUACGGAGAGCUGGAAGCAAUCGGCUGACGAAAGCCAGCGACUACUGAACUACUUCCAAACCCUUACGCCACAUCAGGUGAAGAGCACAAUGAGUCUGAAUGAUAUGCGGCGUACAAUCUCACAGUUGACGAAACCGAUGGCGGACAUCAUGAAAGCAAUCAACGCGAGUAUUGAUCUGAAUAAGGACCAAGCCCAGGAGCUAUCUCGAAGAGAAUUAUCACACAAAGAGCUUACGGGGAAGCUAUGGGUCAAGAAGAUUUCCGUUGCUUUAGCUACAGUGCAGAGACCACGGACUGUCUGCGGACAUCGUGACUGUAUCGAAUACCGCCAAAUCCCCAAUAGUCAUCAAAACACCAUCUAUAGGAGCAUUUGCCACGACCCAUGCAAUCUGAGUGGUAUCAACGCAGAUGCGGUCGGCUUUCCAGGACUCCGCGACUGUGCAGCUUUCGGCGAGGACAGGUCCAGAUGUCUUAAAUGCAAUCAUCAUUGGCAGCAGCAUUUACAUAUCCUGUACGAGCAGCGCGAGAGGACCGACACUGUUGUUGAUCCCGACAUUGAGAGGGACAUCAACAACAACAAAGCCACAAUUGACACUAAACAAAAGGCGAUCAAGAACCUGGAAGUCAUCAUCCAAGAGUACGAAAGUGAGUAUGAGCAGAUAAAAAAGGCAGCGGCGGACUUUAGCAUUUUCUUACAGAAACAUUCCAUCGCGACCUACAAUGAUGCAAUGAUAGAAUAUCUGGAUCUUCUCAUUAAACGAGAGAAGGACAUUGUGAAUGUUGGUGGCAAUGACGACAACCUUCAAAGACUGGAGAGAAGCCAGGCUGAAUACCGAGCGCUCAUCCAAACGCUUGAGACCCUGAUUAGGGAUGGUGACGGCCAAACCGUCCUGAGUCGAGAACAGGUGGUUGCUCGGGUGGGUGAGCUUUAUGCCCUCAAACACUAUGGGGCAGUCUUGCGCCAGGCAGUGGAGGUCGUCGACACGGCACACAUGAAUACAUUCCGUGAGAAGCCAUAUAGGCCGCUCCCUGGAGGGCGCUCCCGUUUGCAGAAAUUCUGGGCAAGGGUUUGGCGCCAGUAA